AUGCCCGACCUUACUCGAUUGUCAGAGAAUUCUGGCAACAGCGAGCGCGAAACGAUAUUGCGUUCCAUCAUUGGGGUGGCCGCAGAAAUCAAACGUACAACCGCCCCACCAGCUUCCGAUCCUCUUACCUGCUCUCCCACCACUCGACUAUCCACAGAUAAACCCCCGAUCCUACAUACCAACCUUGAGCUCCCGACGCCUCAAAGUAUCUUAUGCGAACUCUCCUACUUUAACCCCCCUGCGGGUGUAUCACAACGCCUAGAUGAUCUCUUUCUUCGGAAGGCUCGCGAGUUACAAUUCCAAACCCAAGCCAGUAUGCGACAGACUCUGAUGAAGGUCCAUCUCAGCAGCGGACUAUCCGAGGAAUUGUCCUUUACAAUAUUUCACACAUUCCGGUCCACAUACUUCCAGAAACAAUCGGACUGGAAGAAGAUGAUUCUCGCAUCUUUGAAGUCAUCUCAUAAAUGCAGUGUUGGUGUUGAUAGUACUCAUAUCACUAAAGAAUCGAAGAAGUUGGAUGAUUUUUCCUCAACGAGAAAUGCUAGAGUGAGGCACAAGUUUAACCAAGAGUAUGUGCCCAUGCUCGAACUCUUUUUCCGCCAAAAUCCAUUUCCUUCUCAUGCUGACAAGGCAUUUCUUGCCAAGAAAUCUGGUAUGACAUACCGUCAGAUGCAUGUUUGGUUUCAAAACAGGCGGAGUCGCACUAAGAAGGAAGGCCUAGAGGUAAAGCGAAGGCCAGAAUCGCCCGUUUCUCGUGUUUAUUUGGAUGAAUUAUGCGAGCGGAUGAGGGAACGAAUCAUUCCUGAAUGUGAGAGAAUGUCAACUCCAGAUUCUGAUACAACAGACUCUGAGGUGGAGCAUGAGGCGCGCGAUGCUAAUCGUCCUCGAAAUCGCUAUCUGAGCGAUGUGUUAGAUGUGUGCGCACCACCGCAUGCUUUUCCUUCUGCUUACCCUCCUUCCUGUGAUUACAACCCCUUCCCGGCUCAGGGUGUGCCCUACCAGUUCUCUAUACCCCAGUGGAGACGUCGCCCUACCCAAAAACUACUUCGUCCGCCACAAACAAUCGACUUUGAUGAAAUUAUAGAAAUGUUUUCUCGUAUGAAUAUGAAAUGUGGCGCCGAAAAAGCUAGGAAGCAUAGAGCACACGAGCUUCUUCGGCUAGGGGGUGGAACUACCGACCUACAUAUACAUCGUCAACCUACUGCCAAGCGCUUAGCAGCUACCUCGUCCAUCACCGUCAAGCCACCACCAGCCCCCCUUCCUUCACUCAUUCGGUCAACGAAGUCUUACUUACCGGUUCUUUUACCUUCCCUAAUUUCCGUCCCUGCGCCCAAUUCUCGAUUGCAUGUUUUUAAUACUCCCAGCCCUCAGUCGAGACCCACGACGCUUGUGCCUGUUCCUGGAACAGAAACAACGACAAGAAAAGUUACCAGUGCUCGAAAAAUCGCACCAUUGCCAAAACGCAUUCCAAAGGGCACGAGCAUCGCACAUCGUGGUAUCACUCCGGCUAUGUCAGAGUCCUCCGUUAUUCCUUCGCUAUCGUUGACGUCUCCUUCCCGAACAUCCUCAUAUGGCUCUUCGGAAACCCGACUGUUCUCAGAGAGUAGUUCAUCGUCAUCUUCUCCCCGCGUUAGAACACCCGCCACUUCAUCCAACUCGCUCCCCAGGAUCGUCACUCCGACUCUCUCGAUGCCUGGAUUAUCUCCCUAUCAACAAUCAUCCUCUAUGAGCGACCUUUUCGCUGACUCUCCAGUUGGUACGCCUUCGCAGGCUGAAAGCCUACAGCUCGACAUGAACUUCUUUGGAGAUCCCCACGUCGCGAAAGCAUCUGACUUCAACUUCUUUGGUAUCCCACCUUCUACGAACCUCGUACAUGCGCAAUCGUGAUGUGAUAUGUAGCUCGCAUUGUUUGAUAUCAAGCACUCCACACCACGAUCCAACUAAGAGGCGUGGUGACUGUCAUCUUUGAUCGGGUACGCCAGGCCUUACUGUCACAAACGACCACUGCUGUACGGAUCUCAGCAGCGACAAGUGGUUGACGUGCUACUCCUGCCAUCAGAAUUCUAUGGGAAUUUUAGAAGGAUGGCAGGACGCUAGUCGUGCAUAUCAUGACUUGCAAUACAGUAUGUGUUCUAGUCCAUAUUCGUUCUUCUAUUCGUUCUUGAACUUAUCUUAAUAUAUCUCUGUCUACAUGCCUCUUGGUUGUUUUUAUUGCCUUCGUUAAUGUUUUCAUGUUUUAUAUCAGUUUUCUAACAUCCGUAUCUUAUGGUCAUAUGGGUUUUAUUGCUGUCUGUUGUCGUCAUCUUGUACUUGCUUUCUGUACUCACUGUAUUAAACCAUCAUCGUGUAGCACUAGCACUCACAGCUAUAGCAUAAUGGAGAUGCUAUCCAU
Molecule: messenger RNA, 2392 nt
Organism: Serpula lacrymans var. lacrymans S7.9
Lineage: Eukaryota; Fungi; Basidiomycota; Agaricomycetes; Boletales; Serpulaceae
Gene: a2-1
Product: A mating type protein
Exons: 4
Coding region: 1-1887 (628 amino acids)
Molecular function (GO): DNA binding
Source: RefSeq, a predicted model, not a curated record